This is a messenger RNA of Thamnophis elegans (Western terrestrial garter snake), 1183 nucleotides long. RefSeq names its product heme oxygenase 2 (gene HMOX2). Bases 87 to 1067 code for a protein of 326 amino acids. The record is from RefSeq and is a predicted model, not a curated record. NCBI's taxonomy places the organism in Eukaryota, Metazoa, Chordata, Lepidosauria, Squamata, Natricidae. Gene Ontology annotation, molecular function: heme binding; heme oxygenase (decyclizing) activity. Gene Ontology annotation, biological process: heme catabolic process; response to oxidative stress; heme oxidation. The transcript is spliced from 5 exons.
GGUCCCCGGGGGGCUAAAUAGCGGCGGGCUCUCCCCGAGCAGGAGUCGGAGCUGAACCGGGACUGCAGCCCAGCAGGCGAGGCGCCAUGGCGACCGAGGCUACCGAGAUGAUGGAGGAGCCCGAGAGCCGUUCUUUCGAGGAGGAAGAGGAGGAGGAGGAGGAGGAGGAGGAGGAGGAGGAGGAGGAGGAGGCGAAGACCUCCAGCCCCACAGACCUGUCCGAGCUGCUGAAGGAAGGGACCAAGGAGGCCCACGACCGGGCUGAGAACACCCAGUUUGUCAAAGAUUUCCUGAAGGGACGCAUCAAGAGGGAGCUCUUCAAGCUGGGCACAGCAGCCCUGUACUUCACGUACUCUGCGCUGGAGGAGGAGAUGGAGCGCAACAAGGACCAGCCCAGCUUCACCCCUCUGUAUUUCCCCUUGGAGCUGCACCGGAAGGAAGCCUUAGCCAGAGACCUGGAGUAUCUGUACGGGGAGAGCUGGGAGGAGAAGAUCCAGUGCUCAGAAGCCACCCAGCGCUACGUGGAUCGCAUCCAUCACGUUGGGCAGCAGGAGCCGGAGCUGCUGGCGGCCCAUGCCUACACCCGCUACAUGGGGGACCUUUCUGGGGGCCAGGUGCUGAAGAGGGUGGCUCAGCGCGCCCUGAAGUUGCCAAGCAGCGGAGAAGGGAUCAACUUCUACAUGUUUGAAAACAUCUCCAACCCCCAGCAGUUCAAGCAGUUCUACCGAGCCCGGCUCAAUGCCCUGGAUGUGUCCCAGGAGACCAAGGAGAGGAUCGUCAGGGAGGCCAACCGGGCCUUUGAGUUCAACAUGCAGGUCUUUGAGGAGCUGGACAAGAUCGGGGCUUUAUUACCAGAAGAAGCCCAAGAUGGCGGCCUCCCAGUGCAUGAUGGGAAGGGAGACAUGCGCAAGUGCCCCUACUACUCCUCGAAACUCGCCGGCUCCAAGGACGCUGCCGCCUGCCCCUGCCACCUCGCCCUGGCUGCCCUGAAGCUGCCCACCGUCCAGCUGGUCUUGGCAGCCUGCGUUGCGGUCACUGCUGGCAUUGCAGCCUGGUACGUGAUGUGAGGCUGGGCACCGGCCACCCACCGGCCCUUGAAGAAAGUGCUCCUUUUCUCCAUUGACAUAAGUGGAUUUUUCAUGCCGGAUUUAAUUGAGGAAACAUUAAACCCAAACCCAGUGUA